AUGAGGAUUUUGCCAAAUCUGUGGUUAGGAAGUUGCCCUCGUCAAGUGGAACAUGUGACUGUCAAACUUAAACAUGAGUUGGGCAUUACAGCAAUAAUGAAUUUCCAGACUGAAUGGGAUGUGGUUCAGAAUUCCUGGGGAUGCAACCGCUAUCCAGAACCAAUGAGCCCAGAAGUUCUUAUGAAGUUGUACAAAGAAGAAGGCCUUGCUUACGUCUGGAUGCCAACACCAGACAUGAGUACUGAAGGAAGAGUCCAGAUGCUGCCUCAGGCUGUCUGUCUCCUGCAUGGGCUACUGGAGAAUGGGCACACUGUCUAUGUGCACUGCAACGCAGGUGUUGGUAGGUCCACCGCUGCAGUUUGUGGCUGGUUAAAAUAUGUGCUGGGAUGGAAUUUGAGAAAAGUGCAGUACUUUGUAGCCUCCAGAAGAGCAGCCAUCUACAUUGAUGAAGAAGCUCUGGUCCGUGCUGAGGAGGAUUUCUUCCAGAAAUUUGGGCCACUCCGUUCCUCAAUCAAGCCAUAGCAGCAGCAGCAGCGGCAGCAUAGUCAGGCUCAAAUUCUCAGAAACCAUGGCCUUAACUCCAAAAAUGCUACCAUUGUCUGAGGAAAUAGUAAGAUGAAAAUACGAGUAAAAGCGUGUGUAGCAGUCGGGAUACAUAAAGAUUAUGUAGCAGUUUUAGAGAAGGAAAAUUCACAUUGAUUACUCACACAUUGAUUACUAUUUGAGAGGGGGACUAAUUCUAGUUUGCCCACCCAUUCAUGACUCAGCACUUGGCAGGUCCUGAGUUAGGUAGCUAAGUAGGGUCAGGCCUCCUUAGUACUUUGAAGAAGGUGGUAGGCCCACCAUUGCUAUACCGCUGCCAAGGAAACAACAAGGACUGCCUGAAGUCAAGUUCAUGUUACUGCCUUUCCCAAGCAUUAUUGUUAUUUAUUUAUUUUUUAACAGAAGUGCACAUUUGCAUAUGCAAACAAAACACUGGGAGCCAGACUAGAAAAGAAACUGUAGAUUUAGUCCCUGUUUGUGGAUCUGGUUAUGGCUAAGCAUAUGAAACUUGGUAAAUCUCCUAGCCCAGGCAGCAGAUAUGAUAGAGAUAUGCAAUGCCUCCAAUGUAGAUUUUAGAAUCUAGAUUUGUUGUAAACCUCAGUUUGGCUAACCUUGGAAGCUGGUCAUGAUAGGAGUUGUAGUACAACACUUGUGUAAAGGAAAAGGAACAACCCUGUCAUACUUCACAGUAUGGGAGAAGAGCUAUGAUAAUCCAAAAAUCAGAAGGGUUUUGGUACUACAUUUUCCAUUUAAUAAAAUUUAUUAAAAGGUAUAGGUUUGGCAAGUUGAAUUAUGUUUUACAUUUGUUAAUAGGGAGUUUGUAAUCUGUCUUACACAUAUCCUCUAUCUGCAUACUUAACCUAUCUUCCCCUCUCUUCCCUCCUCUGGCCUCACCCCAAUUUAAAUCCUGCAUCAGUUUAGCUUCUCUGUGCAUUUGAUGAAGUGAGCUACAAUUCAUGAGAGUUUAUGCCCUUUAAUAAAAUGUAUUUGUCAGAAAACUCCUCCUGAUUGCAUGCUUCACAGUAGAAGCUGUCACUAACUAAUAAAUCAUAAAGGUUUUUUUUUCUCGUAUAUCCACAUGCACAGCUUUGAGAUCCCCUAAAGGCCUAACCAAAGACCUUGGUUUAUUACUAAGGUCAAAUCUUGUUCUGAUUGCUUGAACUUAGAUUUAUCCAGAUGGCCUUUCCCAAAUGUCUAUCUACUGUGGUUAGUCAGUAUAUGCUACUACUUAAUUUUGGUAUUUUCCAAGCUGCCAGUAUUUAGUCUUACACUAAAACAGGUCAUUAGAUGGAGAAUCUUCAAUACUAUAAUGUUAAAGGUGUUUGUGUCAGUGCAAUAAACUAUAGUAAUCCAGAUGACAAUUAAUCAAAGGAGACACAUGGUUUAAAACAGAUGAUUAUUAAUCAAUGUGACUUAAAUGGAAAAUAGUUUAACUCAGACAAGAAUAUCUAUGGGCAUUGUGCAACAGUCUUAAUAAAUUUGUGAAAUCUCAGCUGGAAUAAUGGCUAGUUGCUACCAUUACAUCUGGAAGAAUGCUUAGUUGCCUAUAAUCACCUUACAGAGAAAAUGGCAUAAAAAUUUAAUAAAUAAAUAGUGCAGCUGGGAGGAAAAUCCAGAAGCAUUACAGGGUUUAAUAAACGUGUAUGAUAGCUUGUAGAAGGACAAUUUUUCUAUAUAAAUAUUUUUUGUUUAUUAACUAUCUAUUGGCUUGUUUAAAAAUAUGUAUUCUAUAUUUUUGUUAAAAUCAUCUUGUAUGCAAAAAUAGCACUGAAUAUGUUUUUAGCUGCAUAUUUGACUUUAUUUCUGAACUUGGAUGUUGGAUGUGCCACUUAAAUUUUUGAAACAGACAAUGAACAAGUUCUGCUGGAUGUCAAGAUCUGGACGUCAAUGACCUGCAGAUUUUUUUGCUGUAUUUGAAUUAUAAUAAUUUAAAUAAGGGAUAACAUAAAUAAGGGGUUAAAAGUAUUUGUAAGGUUCUUGAUAUUGCAUGGGGAAUAAUUUUGACAAAAUGAAGCCUCAAUGUGGUCUAUUCAUUUUAAUUAUGUUUGUGUGUCACAAGACAAAUUAUAAGGCCAAAUGAAAGCCAAUUCAUGCUCACCUGUAGCAAAUUCAAAACACAGAAAUUUCAUCUAUAAGUUUCUAUAGAUCCAGCUUAACUGUUUUAACAUCUCUUCAUGAUUGCUGACAUUUAUUUAGCCACUGUAUGAAAAUGAAAACUAUCAUCAAGAGGACACAAGACUGAAUUUGAUAUCAGCGGGAUCUGAAUGUGGCACAUUGUACCUGAAUUCUCAUACAUAUAUUAAUAUGACCAUUGGUAUUACAGACACAUAUUAAAAGUGGCUUGGAGUUUUUUUAGAUCUGAAUAACAGGAUUGGAGAAGAUUAACCAUUAAAUGAAUUUAGCAAGAGACAUGCAAAUAAUAACAGUAUAUAUUCUAUUAAGCCAAUUAACAACAAAAACUAAUUGUAACAAAAUACUUAUAAAAAUAUUUAACUUUUCCUCACUGCAUAAUUACACAAUAGCC
Messenger RNA from Pseudonaja textilis, 3067 nucleotides. The record is from RefSeq and is a predicted model, not a curated record. NCBI's taxonomy places the organism in Eukaryota, Metazoa, Chordata, Lepidosauria, Squamata, Elapidae.